GUCCGGUCCAUUUCACCCCCGGAGCGAGAGCGCGAGAGCGAGCAUCAUGAGCCUGAAGAGCCUGUUAACGGCGGCGGCGGUGAAGGGGGUGACGGAGGCGCGGGCACGGAUUUUCGGGCACAUCCUCAACCCGACGGGCAAGCGGUCGCCCCACAAGAUCCUGAGAAAGAAGCUCAUCGGCGACAAGGUCGCCCAGUGGUACCCCUACGACAUCAAGAACGACGACCCCCUCGUCUUGGCCCGUGAAGAGAAGGAGCGGUUGGCUAAACUUGAAAUGUUGAAGCGUCGUGGAAAGGGUCCACCGAAGAAAGGCCAAGGAAGGCGUGCUGUUAAGCGCAAUAAAUAAUUACAUCAUCGUUGAUUUUUUUUAUUUUAAACAUGAAUCGUCGUGUUCAAAUGUUGAAGGUCUGUAUUGGGUUUUAAUUCCAGAUUGUUAGUUUCAGGGAUCAUUUCUCAAUUUAAUCACCCUUCUUUUCUCAUCUAGUAUGCUAAAACCUUAGUGCCGCUAGUAUUUGGAGGUAUUAUUGGCAUUGAAUUAUAAUCACACCAUCUGACCUAUUGUAUGGGUUUGCAAUCUA
Molecule: messenger RNA, 578 nt
Organism: Phoenix dactylifera (date palm)
Lineage: Eukaryota; Viridiplantae; Streptophyta; Magnoliopsida; Arecales; Arecaceae
Source: RefSeq, a predicted model, not a curated record